Messenger RNA from Scophthalmus maximus (turbot), 3390 nucleotides. It is a transcript of the gene wee1, whose product is annotated as WEE1 G2 checkpoint kinase. Gene Ontology annotation, biological process: mitotic cell cycle; protein phosphorylation. The record is from RefSeq and is a predicted model, not a curated record. NCBI's taxonomy places the organism in Eukaryota, Metazoa, Chordata, Actinopteri, Pleuronectiformes, Scophthalmidae. The transcript has 10 exons. Gene Ontology annotation, molecular function: ATP binding; non-membrane spanning protein tyrosine kinase activity; magnesium ion binding. Bases 510 to 2369 code for a protein of 619 amino acids. Gene Ontology annotation, cellular component: nucleus.
UGUGAUUGGCUGCCGGCGGCAACGUGACCAACGGUCGCGGGAAGUCCUUCGCCACGCGCGUGAUAGGAAGAGAGCAGUUCUUGACUCAUUCAAAGUUUUUUUUUUUUAUGUAAACAUUGUUUCGGUUCUAUUGCAGGAAAGACGUGUUUCGGAGUCGACGAGCGAGCGGACAGGUAGUGACGGACACCCACCGUCGACGGGACCGACUGGUUUGAAGUUAAACGCCAACUUCGGACGUCGCUCUCACGGUGAAGACGAACUAGCUCCGGGAGCCAUUACCCAGCGCUCGAUGGGCGUGUAGCAGUUAGCAGACACGUUAACUCCUUUUCCUUCGGGGAUGAUCGCGGGGAUUUAAGCGCUUCACGGUAGUUUUUGACGUUAUUUGGGAUCGGUACCUUUCUCUUAAGGUAGUUCAACGUUGUUGUGUUUUCUGCGAGAACCGCCACUGCAACGGUAGCGGGAGGCAGACCGCGUGAUCCGUCGACGAGGCCGGGGUUUAAAUACUGAAGAUGUCGAGCUACGGUCGCCACCGGCACGGGUCGCCCUCUCCGAAGGCGCGGCCCAUUCGUCAGAAGUUGCAGUUCGCGUGCAGCGACGGGGAGGACGAGCCCAUCGAGGACGUGAACAACAGCACCGGGGGAGAAUCCGGCUUCACGGAGAUGGACUCGCCGAUGCCAGUGCGGCGGCACCCCGUCGACAAGCGGCUGGACGGGAGCAGCAGUCCGCUGAACCAGUCCGGCGCGGACGACGACGUGGAGCUGUGGGACGAGGAGAGCCUCGGCUCGCCGUCUCACCCGCGCUCCCCGGGCAGCGUGCUCUCCGCCAACUGCUCGCCGUCGCCGAGGAAAAGCUCGCGGCUGUACGGGGGCUCGCCGGAGCGCUCCUACGCGCAGGACGACGGGGAAGGAUCCAGCUCCCCGAUCCCGGACUGCCCCGACACACCUCCGCACAAAACCUUCAGGAAGCUGCGUCUUUUUGACACGCCGCACACACCAAAGAGUUUGCUGUCCAGAGCCAGGGGCUCCGGCCCUGGAUCCUCCAGCAGGAGAGUGGCCCUGUUCAAGAAUGUGGAGCCUUCGGGGAAGUCAGUCACAGACAGCAGCAGGAGGCAACAGGCCCCUCUGGUCAAUUUUAACCCCUUCACCCCGGACUCCCUCCUCAUCCAGUCCGCCACGCAGCAGAGAAACAACAGGAAGCGGGCACACUGGAAUGACUCUUGUGGAGAAGACAUGGAUGCAAGUGAUGGUGAAGGAGAGGAGGACGUCCUCCCACCGUCCAAGAGGAUCACCAUGAUGGAGAGCAACAUGAUGUCUCGGUACACCUCAGAGUUCCUGGAGCUGGAGAAGAUCGGCUGCGGGGAGUUUGGUGCCGUGUUCAAGUGCGUAAAAAGACUUGAUGGCUGCAUCUACGCCAUCAAGAGAUCCAAGAAACCUUUGGCUGGAUCUGUAGAUGAGCAGAACGCCUUAAGGGAGGUGUAUGCCCAUGCUGUGCUGGGCCAGCAUCCGCACGUGGUGCGUUACUACUCGGCCUGGGCCGAGGACGACCACAUGCUCAUUCAGAACGAGUACUGCAACGGGGGGACGCUGUCCGACGUCAUCGCAGAGAACUACAGGCGGCUCAGCUACCUGUCGGAGCUGGAGCUGAAAGAUCUGCUGCUACAAGUCACACGAGGACUCAAGUACAUCCACUCUACAUCUCUGGUGCACAUGGACAUCAAGCCCAGCAACAUCUUUAUUUCACGGAAGUCUGUUGCGAGCUGUGAUGAAUGCGACGAUGACGAGGGUUUGACCACCAGUGUUUACAAAAUUGGUGAUCUCGGCCACGUAACGAGAGCAAACAAUCCACAGGUGGAGGAGGGUGACAGCAGAUACCUGGCCAAUGAGGUUUUACAAGAGGACUACAGUAACUUGAUGAAGGCAGACAUCUUUGCUCUGGCUCUUACCGUUGUCAAUGCUUCAGGGGCCGAGCCUCUUCCCACAAAUGGAGACAAAUGGCACGAGAUCCGACAGGGAAAACUCCCUGCUAUCCCGCAAGUGCUUUCUCCAGAGUUUCUCAGCCUCCUCAAGCUGAUGAUCCACCCGGACCCAACCAGAAGACCAUCGACUUCUGACCUCAUCAGACACCCGGUGCUCCUCACCGCUGCCAGAAUGAGUGCAGACCAGCUCCGAGUUGAACUCAACGCUGAGAAGUUCAAGAACGCCCUGCUACAAAAGGAGCUGAAGAAAGCCCAGCUGGCCAGAGCUGCAGCCGAGGAGAAGGUUUUGUCCACCGACAGGAUCCUGACCCGCUCCACAGUCCAGUCCAACCCCAGAACCUCCAGACUCAUAGGAAAGAAGAUGAAUCGGUCGGUCAGCCUCACAAUCUACUGAGACCUAAAUCCACCCUGACAGGAAGUUGGCUCAUGGACCUUCACUCAGACCUGUUCGGUGGCCUUUUUUCUUUUCUAUUUCGAGGAUGUAUCAGUCAUGGUUUUGGGGCUCUUCGGGCCAAUCGAAGCUGUCGACUUUUGCCACACCGAACUUGAACUCAUCUCGAUAAACUUUCAUUGCCAACAUAGUUCAGCCCUUUUCGCCAGCGAACUUUUGGAAAAAAGUAAAUGUCAUUCCUCAAAGGUAGUUACUGUACCUUUAUCACUCUGUCAUUCCUUAAGUUUGCAUAGACGUCAGUCUCUCACUGUGUCUGUGCUUGCACUUCCCUGGACAAAGCCAAAGCCCGUUGGCAGCGGCUCAAAGUGAAGCUCUCUUCAGUGUGAAUGUACUUGCUGUCGCCGUGUGCACCUUACUGCCUGUCAAACGCCUGAUGCUGGGUAUCAGAGGGUCCGAGAACUGACAAUUUCUGUGUUUGUAAUGGAGCACUUUGGAGGCAAAACGUGGAACCCGCCACAUUGUUUUGUAAGAAAAAGAUAAAAACCUGCUGCUAUUGAUGUUUUGUAUGUAUCAGGGUUUGGCCAGUUUCAGGUUGGAUCGUUCUAGAGGUCAUUGGCUCUUAUUUUCAAGUAGCAGGAGUCCCAUCACCCUCCUUCCCUCACGUAAUGGCGUUUAUAUUAUUUUUUGCUUGGAUGAAAAAACAGACUUGUGCCAUUUUAGAACAAUAAUCUUGUUAAGUACCAAAACCAGUGAGCGAACUCCUUCUCUGUGAGGUUAGAUUGGAUCCAUGUGAUUUUCCCUGUUGCUUGGUGCUGCCGACCCUGCCUUGUAGCAUUAGAACAAUCAUCAUCCUGUUAUUUGGAUUCUCGUGUGUUCUUCUUUUUUUCCUCUCUCCUGCCGACAUUGCCAUGAGGUUUGCCUUCACUUAGGAGUGUUCAUGUCUCUGUUCUUGUAAACUCUAACACACAAAGCUUUCUGUCGUAACAUGUACAUAUGUUCUUUUAAUAAAUUCUCUCCUACACUC